Messenger RNA from Aspergillus aculeatinus CBS 121060, 1080 nucleotides. RefSeq names its product ubiquinone biosynthesis protein COQ4 (gene coq4). The record is from RefSeq and is a predicted model, not a curated record. Bases 200 to 889 code for a protein of 229 amino acids. Lineage: Eukaryota; Fungi; Ascomycota; Eurotiomycetes; Eurotiales; Aspergillaceae. The transcript has a single exon. Gene Ontology annotation, biological process: ubiquinone biosynthetic process. Gene Ontology annotation, cellular component: mitochondrial inner membrane; mitochondrion.
CCUGGAACCGCCCUCCGCCAAACUAUCCCGGCCAUGUGCCAUUGACCUUUUUCGAGCGCGGAGCUUUGGCCGUCGGCUCUGCUUUUGGAGCUCUCAUUAACCCUCGCCGAGCUGGUGCGUCUUAAACCCUUUGUUUUUCCUCAUCAACCUCGCCCCGCAUUCUCCUCUCCGCAAUCACGCCUCCUCCCCUCUAUAUCCAAUGACCCACACUAACCACGAACACGAUCACCAAACAGAUCUCAUCGCAACCUGCGGCGAAGCCACGGCAACCCCCUACUUCAUCUACCGCCUGCGCGACGCGAUGCUCUCCGACCCGACGGGGCGGCAGAUCCUCCGCGACCGACCGCGCAUCACCUCCCAGACGCUCCAGAUGUCCUACCUGCGCACGCUGCCGGAGAACACGGUGGGGCGGACGUACGCGACCUGGCUGGACCGCGAGGGCGUGUCGCCGGACACGCGGGACAACGUGCAGUACAUCGACGACCCGGAGUGCGCCUACGUCAUGCAGCGGUACCGCGAGUGCCACGACUUCUACCACGCCGUGACGGGCCUGCCCAUCUUCGUGGAGGGGGAGCUGGCGCUCAAGGCGUUCGAGUUUCUGAACACGUUGAUCCCGAUGACGGGGCUGAGCCUGUUCGCCUCGGUGCGGUUGAAGCCCGCCGAGCGCGAGCGGCUGUUCAAGAUCUAUCUGCCGUGGGCGGUGAAGAGUGGCCUGAAGAGCAAGGAGCUCAUCAAUGUCUACUGGGAGAAGAUCCUGGAGAAGGAUGUCGGCGAGCUGCGCGAGGAGUUGGGCAUCGAGAGGCCGCCGGAUAUGCGCGAGAUCCGGAGGAUGAUCCGCAUGCAGAAGAAGAGGGAGAAGGAGGCGGCUGCGGCGACGGCCGGGUUGUAGUGUGUUGGACUUUGGCUUGGUAGUGGUGAUACCUGUGUAUAUUAUAGUAUUGCAUGGCAUGGAUAUAUUGUUCUUUCUGGUUUAAAAGAAUUUCCUUGAUUUGGUUGGUGGAUCUACGUGGGUUGAUAGAGAGGUGUGAAGGAGGACUCAAAGGUCACGCGGAGUAGGCUGUACGCAAGCCGGCCUUCCGC